AGACUCUUGUCAACACAUGUCACAGAUAAUUGUGACCUAGCAGCUUUAUUUGAUGACAUCACUCCUUGUACCAGAGUAGGGUCUUCAACAACUGGGCAGAGUCCUCUACGCUUAUACCAUCUUCCUUAAUUCCAGAGAAGCUUGGCCCCAAAAAUGAGGAUGCAGUUUACGGAAAAGAACCACAACAGUUUUAUGAUGCAGGCCCUCAACAAACAGAGAAAGAACCGGGAGUUUUGUGAUGUAGCCCUCAGUGUGGACCAGAAAGUCUUCUAUGCCCACCUCAACGUUUUAGCAGCCAUGUCCUCCCAUAUUAGGAAUCUGAUAUCCAGCAAUGACAUGAAAGCGGAUGAUGAACUCUUUAUUAUCAUUGAUGCCAAGUUCCUGAGCUCCGAGUUGGUGGAGCAAUUGCUCGACUACUUCUAUACUGGGAAGAUUGUAAUUUCUGAGAAGAACGUGGAGGACCUGCUGAAGGGAGCCAAGUAUUUCAGUUCCCCAUCUCUAAGGAGCCACUGUUCUGACUUCCUCCUUAGGUCCCUUAAGAAGAACAACUGCCUCUAUUACAUGCUCCUGGCCACCUCAUAUGAUAUGAAAGAAGUGGCAAAUGCUGCUUAUGAUGGUAUACGAGACAACUUCAACUACUGGGCAGGCCCUGGCAUAACAGACUUUAUGCACUGCCCCCCUAACGUCUUCAGCAGGCUCCUUAAGGAUGAACAUCUUCAUGUGCAAAACGAGGACCAGACUCUCUCAACCCUCCUCCAGUGGGUGAAAUACAGAAAGGCUGAAAGGGAGAAAUAUUUUAAGAAGUAUUUUACCUACAUUCAUUUAUCCGCUGUCUCCACCAGUAUGCUUCUGUCCACUUGCCGUGAAGUGUUACUCUUUGCAGACCACACUGGUCCCCUGUCCCGGAUAGAGAGCACUUUGAGUGAUCGUAAAAAGGGCAAUCCUCAAAGCCUGAUGCUUCAACAAAGGAAAGGGGCGUUAAUGGACUCUGUGGUGAUCUUAGGAGGGCAAAAAGAGCAGGGCAAGUUCAACAGUGGGGUUUUCGCUUAUAUCAUUGGAGAGAACAUCUGGCUAAAGCUGACAGAGAUGCCUUACAAAGCAGCUGCUCUCAGUGCAACAUCGCUAGGGAGAUACAUUUAUGUUUCUGGAGGAACAACAGAGCAGAUCUCUGGCUUGAAAACAGCUUGGAAGUAUGAUAUAGAUACUAACUCCUGGAUCAAACUUCCGGAUCUGCCUAUAGGUUUGGUCUUCCACACCAUGGUGACUUGUGGGGGGGCAGUGUACACUGUAGGAGGCAGCACGGCCCCAAGGAAGUACAUUUCAAGUAUCUACAAGUAUGACGAAGGGAAAGAGAAGUGGAUUCUUGCUGGAAAGAUGAGUAUUCCUAUGGAUGCAACUGCAUUGAUCACCAAGGGAGACAAGACUAUUUACAUUGUGACAGGAAGGUGCUUGGUGAAUGGGCGCUUCUCCCGAGUAGGUGUGCUGGACUGCUUUGACACUCAGACUAAGAAUGUGGUGCAGUACAUCACAUUUCCCAUUCAGUUCAAUCACAAGCCCUUGCUGUCCUUUCCUCAGGAUAAUGUCUUGAGCAUACAGAGCCACAAAGAGAGUUUGGAAAUAAACCUGCAGAAGAUCAAAAUGAGCAAAUCCACAAAACUUGUCCCACUCUUGCCGAAUAACUACAGCUUGGAUCUUUCACAUGCAGUGUGCUCAAUUGGGGAUAACAAGGUGUUUGUGUGUGGUGGCCUGAUUUGCCCAGGUGACACACGUCCAGAGGAGUAUGCCAUCAACCGACAUGCAUAUAUGUUAGAUCAAAGUGUAGGGGAAUGGAGGGUUUUGGCUCAGCCUCCAGAAGCUCUGGAUUGCCCUGCUUGCUGUACAGCUAAGUUGCCAUGCAAGAUUCUCCAAAAAACUGUAGUCAAUUAAUA
This is a messenger RNA of Zootoca vivipara (common lizard), 1928 nucleotides long. NCBI's taxonomy places the organism in Eukaryota, Metazoa, Chordata, Lepidosauria, Squamata, Lacertidae. The record is from RefSeq and is a predicted model, not a curated record.